Ornithodoros turicata is the source of this 2902-nucleotide messenger RNA. RefSeq lists its product as uncharacterized. The record is from RefSeq and is a predicted model, not a curated record. The coding region runs from base 194 to 2797 and encodes 867 amino acids. Lineage: Eukaryota; Metazoa; Arthropoda; Arachnida; Ixodida; Argasidae. The transcript has 7 exons.
UUAGUGCAACCAAUCCAACAUGGGUCCUUCGUCGAAGUUAUUUUGCCGGUGCCUACGACGAAUUUUCGGGGGAAAUUUUGUCUUAGGGACACCGUGGAGCCCUUCACUUCUCGGCAUGUGUCAUUAAAGGACCUACUUCACUUCAUUUUGUUCGCUAGAACUUUCCUGGUAGCGUAGGAACGUCUGAAACAGUAUGAUCCCGGUGGCACGUCUCCGAGUGAGUCUGCGUGCCCUUCACUCUAGGGUAUCAAGGAGGGCUCGAUCUUCACCACUUACGCUCAUCACCAGAUCGGAAAGUAACGUAGUGCACGCGGAAACCGCGACAUUAUUUUCGUUAAAGGACUACAUCGUACAAACGAGUCCCGAUACCUGUUCACUGGCGAGACGAUAUCAAAGUUGUCGUUCAGUUGAAGAAGUUCUCGUCUUUGCCCUGGAUGGAGAUGAAAUGAAUAGCAACGAGCUCAUUGCCUGUCUAGACGCCCUGGUGAGAAUUCAGUACAAUGUCAUACGAGCUUCACAAUGGGCAUAUUACGACAAGGACCUCGUACUCUGGGUUCAAUCGAACAUAAACGCGGAAGCCCAAGCUUAUUUUUUUAACCUGCAUCAUCACCGCUUGUUCAAAGACCUGCUACGGGAAGCUGAGCGAGUCGUCGACACCCUUUCUGCCGAAGACACCGUGACAAUGCUGCAUUCGCUGCUGAAGCUCUGUGUCGCCAAGGAACACGACGUCCUCGUUCGCCUCCAAGAAAAAUCUGUUGGAAGAUUACACGAGCUCGGACUAAAGUCGGUCAGUCUGUUGUCAGAAAUCGCAAAUUUCAUGAAACGGAACGGAUUCAUCGUCAAUUCGCUCGCAUGUUCCGCAAUUCAAGAGAUGUUGGAUAGUACGACACUGCCAGAGUCCGCGUUCCACGACCUGGCGCUGGCUGUGUCCAACAUUGGAUACUUCUCGUCGCCCGAGUUCCUUGUAAGAAUUUUGAACAAGGGAGCCACCCUGUUGCCAGCCGAAGGGAACCUCACGUCCCUGGAAGACUCUUUGCUGUUCCUAGAAGCCGGAACUCGAUUUGCCAGCCUCGACCGACCCACAGCACGACCGUUCCUUCAGCACCUGCUGAGGUACCGGAAGGAGCUGACAAUACACCAGCUAUGCAGACUAGCACGUUCAAUGACAUUCGAUAACGUAAUCACGGACGAAGAGAAGGAGUUACUACGUUCCCAAGCGCUAGUCCGACUCGAGAGAGGCCUCCUGAGGGCGUCGGACGUUGUCAGUCUAGUGGGCGUCUUUGACGCGGUCGGAUGGUCCGACGACGUCGUCCGCGAGUUGACGGACCUCCUCUUGAUCCACGUUCCGGACUUCGACACCCUCUGCGUCAAGCAUUUCGCAAACAGCAACUUCGUGACGCUGUGCACGGACCAGAAGCUGAUGCGUCAGUUCGCGCACCGUUGGGUCCUCAAGCUGCCGGACAUCUUCGGAAGCCUGUCCGUCCUCAUGACGCUGCUGGACUUUUGCAACAGGGUGACCUCCGUUCCGAGGUACGCUCAGCUCGUGCUCCAGGACCGGUUGAUGCAGGCCCUGGCAGGUGGACAGCUCGCGGAGCACCCAGAAAAAGUGGCGUCGUGUUGCUGUUUUCUGCUCAAGUACGGGACGUCGGAAGCCGUCGAAGUUGCCCUUGCGCACGUCGAUAGAAUGUGCGGACAGUUGUUGCCGCAGCACUUUUAUGCCCUGAUGCACGCGGUCGUCUACAAGAGAUCGAUAGCACAGAAACACGACCUUCCACGGGCCUGGUACGAGCACGUGCUCCAGAAGAGCAACGAGAUGCCAAACUUGCAAAUCGCUUCGUACCUGUUCAACAAAUUCUUCCCGCCGAGGUCUCUUCUCCCCAGACGGGAAGCUUCCGCUUGGGCAGACAUCUUCGAAAGGAACGCUCCUUCCGUCGGGACGUCUGCGUUUAGAAACACUCUGCUAGCGGUCUCGAACCAUCGGCUCUAUGUCCCAGCGACAUUGCAAGCCCUGGCGGAUUUCGCUCUCGAGAAACGGCUGAGCGUCGGCACAACGUCGGGCCUCCUGGACGCGUGCGCCUCCGUGAAUUUUCGACCGAACAAUAUUUCCCGGCUGUAUGAAGCGUACGUUGUUAAGCUUCUGAAAGAUGACGAAAAAGAGUGCUUUGUGAAGUACGCGUUACGCUUUGCAAGUGCGUUGCUGAGUCUGGACUUUCUGCCAAAGUUGCUGGUCGAGACGAUAUUCAGCUUGGAUUUCUUGCGGAGGUUCGACGAAGAGUUUGAAGAGACGUCGGAGGCCGAUGACCUGGACAGGUUGCUCUUCGAGGUCAACCGAUCGACGAUACUUCAACAUCCAGAGCUGGACGUGCCCUGGUUAGGAAUCAGGGAUACUUGGAGAAUGCAACACGAUCCUGGCAAAGAUGAAGCAGAAGAGAUGUUUGUUACGGAAGUGGGCAACAUACUGAAAGAUGUUUUAGGUGGAGAAAGAUUCACAAGGAAAAGUGUUUCACCGUACCUUCAUGCUAUAGAUUUCGAAUGCUUCAUAAGGGAUGGGUACGGACCGGUAACAGCCAAUGAUGCGAGACUGCGAUCCCGCGUCCGCAAAGUGGCAGUAAUAAUACUCCGUCCAAGAGAUUUCUGCAGCAACGAGAAUCGCCUGGUCGGCCCCACAGUGGUCAAGAUAAAGCACCUGGAAAUUCUCGGCUACUCUGUCGUCAAGGUUCCCUUCUACGAGAUCCUGGACAACGGUGCGGAUGUUGACACGCGGCAGUAUCUCUACGAGAAGCUGUUCCAAGAGUGACGGCGGUCCAGAUUAGACACUCUUUCAAUCACGCCGGGUAUAAAAUAUAUGUACAGUACGUUUAAUAGGCUCAAAAGAAACAUAGUAAAUGAUUUUAAAAAUAUA